AUGGAUCCGAACACCUCGAAGAUGCCUACAAUCCAGCUUAAGCCGCUCAAAGAUUGGCCCCGCAACUACGAUUCUGGAUAUUGUUACGACCGUCUUGGCAUAUCAGGACGUCCAGAAGACCAACAGGUUACCCUCGAUUUAGCACAAGAAAUCUAUGAUAUCGCAGCGGCUGAGGCUUGUAGCAGCGGCAGAGCCCUCAUCCACCUUUUCAUGUCAAGUUAUUCACGCGAUCAAAUCGGAUCCGAGUUGCGCAAGCGCAUACCGACGUUGCCAGCGAUUAUUAGAAAUCACAUCACGGACACCGACCUUCUCGUUGGUUCGCUGUAUAAAUACAUCGCUUGUAUUCAAGACGACUUGCAAGCGGACUUUGAACGCCGGCAAAAUCAACUACCGGAAGGACCGACAGAGAGACAAGAGACGACACAGCAGCCCGCACAGCAACGGAAAGAGUCAGCACGACAGCCAGCACAAGAGCAAUCGGAAGAGUCAGCACUAAAGCGACCAGAACAACAGAUGGAAUUCGAUUAUUCUCGGCCCUGCAUAGUACCUAAUGGUGAUAUCCAGAUCGUCCGAGCAGAUCGCCCGGAUAUGCCAAUUGCAAUUAGAGAAAACCCGCAGGAUAUAAGCCACGAUGGGGACUGGGUCAACAUCGCUAACAUUAAAUUCGAACGAUUUAAAGAAAACCUCAUCCAAGAAGCUUAUCUGGCUGGAGAGAUACGACUGACUUCUCUGAAUUUUGCAUCUACAAUUUUGCGAACUAUCCGUGAGCAUUGGUCCAAGUUUCGAAAUCCCUCCCCUGAACCCUUCCAAGGCCAAGGUAACAGGCGCUCACCAUUACCCAGACCUAAUAUGACUAUCGUUAUCCGGGACGGUAAUGCAAAAGGUGGUGCCCUAGUUGGUGAACAGCCAGCAGUGAAUCGCCCCUCUGCAAAGACGGGCGGUCGCACGCUCAUUUAUAACCGCCGUGCUGAACAGUUCACCCGAUAUGCGACCACCAGACUCGCUAAAGGGAAACGCAAGAGGGCAGAGGCGAGAGCGAGAGCAACAGCAGAAGCAGAGGCAGAGACCGAGGGUCAGACAGAUGCUCCACCGGCUCAAAGGAGAAGGCUACAAGUACCACACGAAACUGUCACUACUCCCUCUGCUAGUCCUAUCUCUGACCCUGCACUUGCUCUCGCUGGACAAGGACCUCAAGAGGGAGAUAAUGGUGACGCUGCUUUUCUCAGGCUGCUAGAUCCUGCACUCUUUAACGAAGCGGGACUUGUCGGCAAUGAUAGCGGCAACUUACAAGAGUUCUUCGAGCAGAACGAAUGGGCUACAGACCCGAUGGAGGAGGAUUGA
This is a messenger RNA of Penicillium mononematosum, 1341 nucleotides long. RefSeq lists its product as uncharacterized. Lineage: Eukaryota; Fungi; Ascomycota; Eurotiomycetes; Eurotiales; Aspergillaceae. The coding region runs from base 1 to 1341 and encodes 446 amino acids. The record is from RefSeq and is a predicted model, not a curated record. The transcript has 4 exons.